This is a messenger RNA of Neogale vison (American mink), 2643 nucleotides long. RefSeq names its product cerebellar degeneration related protein 2 (gene CDR2). The record is from RefSeq and is a predicted model, not a curated record. The transcript is spliced from 5 exons. NCBI's taxonomy places the organism in Eukaryota, Metazoa, Chordata, Mammalia, Carnivora, Mustelidae. The coding region runs from base 254 to 1621 and encodes 455 amino acids.
CGGCGGUCCGGGCCGUUGGGCUGCUCGAGGCGGGCCGGGAAGCCCGUCCGCGGCGUGCGGUGCGCUCCGCCCCGCGGCGGCGGCGGCCGCGGGGAGCAGUUCUGGUCAGGAGGCGCGGCGGAGCCUGGGCGGCGUCGCGUCCCGCCCGAGGGCGGCUCUGGCUGAGGGCGGAGGAGCCGGUGGAGCGUCCGGGGCAGCGGCUGAGGCGGGAAGGCGGGGGCGGGGGCCGCUGCCCCCGGAGGAGCCGGCCGAGAUGUUGGCGGAAAACCUGGUGGAGGAGUUUGAGAUGAAGGAGGACGAGCCGUGGUACGACCACCAGGACCUCCAGCAAGAUCUCCAACUUGCUGCUGAACUGGGGAAGACGUUACUGGAUCGGAACACAGAGUUGGAGGAUUCUCUUCAGCAGAUGUACACAACCAAUCAGGAGCAGUUACAGGAAAUUGAGUAUCUGACCAAGCAGGUGGAGCUUCUACGGCAGAUGAAUGAACAGCAUGCAAAGGUUUAUGAGCAAUUAGAUGUCACAGCAAGGGAACUGGAAGAAACAAAUCAAAAGCUAGUUGCUGACAGCAAGGCCUCACAGCAAAAGAUUCUGAGUCUGACCGAAACAAUCGAAUGCCUACAAAACAACAUUGAUCACCUCCAGAGCCAAGUGGAGGAGUUGAAGUCAUCUGGCCAAGGGAGAAGGAGCCAGGGGAAAUGUGACCAGAAAUCGGCACCCAGCUUCUCGUGUCUGAAAGAGCUGUACGACCUCCGCCAACACUUUGUGUAUGACCACGUGUUUGCCGAGAAGAUCACUUCCUUGCAAAGUCAGCAAAGCCCUGACGAAGAAGAAAAUGAGCAUUUGAAGAAAACCGUGACGAUGCUGCAGGCCCAGCUGAGCGUGGAGCGGCAGAAGCGGGCGGCCAUGGAGGAGGAGUACGGGCUCGUGCUCAAGGAGAACAGCGAGCUGGAACAGCAGCUGGGCGCCGCGGACGCCUACCGAGCGCGGGCCCUGGAGCUGGAGGCCGAGGUGGCCGAGAUGCGGCAGAUGCUGCAGUCGGAGCGUCCUUUCGUGAAUGGAGUCGAGAAGCUGGUGCCAGACUCUCUGUUCAUCCCUCUCAGAGAACACGGCCAGAGCCUGCUGGAGGAGAUGCUCCUGCCUGGGCCGGAGGCGCCCAGAAGGCCCCUCAAGCGCAGCAGCAGUGAGACGGUGCUCAGCAGCCUGGCGGGCGGGGACAUCGCGCGGGGCCAUGAGGAGACCUGCAUCCGGAGGGCCAGGGCCGUGAAGCAGAGGGGCAUCUCCCUUCUGCACGAGGUGGACACUCAGUACAGCGCCCUGAAGGUGAAGUACGACGAGCUGCUGAAGAAGUGCCAGCAGGAGGAGGACUCCCUGUCCCACAAGGCGGUGCAGACCUCCAGGGCUCUGGCCAGAGACCUGGCCGGGACCAACGCCCAGCCCGAGCCCGGCGCCAGCGGCUGGGAGCCGGCCUCUGCCACCCCAGAGCGCGGCAGUUCCCCCACCACCACGGCCCCUCCGGAGUACAAAGCGCUCUUUAAGCAGAUCUUUAGUUGCAUCAAGAAAACUAAGCAGGAAAUAGAUGAACAGAGAACAAAAUACCGAACUCUUUCCUCUCAUUCCUAAUUCAGCCUCCAGCUCUGCUACUAAUUUGUCCCCUUCCUUUGACCUCUCUCUCUCCCGACCCGACAAGUGUUGGAUACUGCUGUGACGUUGGCCUCGCCGCUUUCCUUAUUUAGCAGCUGGAACAGCAGCGGGGGAAGAAGGCGGCUGCCAGUGUCCACUCGACAGUCCGGUUCCAUUUACGCUCCUCAGGAAACCCCACGACACACUGGCCUCUGGCCGGCGCGCUGAUGAGGCUGUGAUUCCUUGAAAAGUCCCAGAACCAGUGGACAGAGAGCCAUGCUCCUAAGGGAAGCAGGCCUGGAGUUACUGCGGCAUAGAAGCUGGUGUGGGGUAUAUAGGGGCCAAACAAAACUAAGGCAACUCCUACUGCCUCCUUCUCAAAACUCAAAGUCAGAUGGCUGCCAAACCGAAGUAGCUUUCACAAACACUGUUGGAUACUGUGAACUCAUUAAGAAGAAUGUCCAGGAGAAAGCAGGGGCCUAAUCCAAAAUAAAUGGCAUUAACAAAUACUCCAAGCCUUGAGUUGUGUUACGUCUGCUACCAGUUGAGCUGUGACUGACAAGUAAUCAUAACGCAUCUAAAUCCAACUGAAACCAAACCAAACUGAAGGGCAAGCUCUGGUUUGACCAAAGCGCGCUUGUUCGCACAGGCCCUAGAGGGCCUCCUUCCCUCCAUUCAGAUGUUUUUACUCAAAGCUGUAGUGGGUAGCAUAGGCAAUUAUGUAAGUCAUUCUCAAAGUCAAACUAAGGAAGCAAGAGGAAACCCCUCACUCCUGUGUUGUCCAAGGUGGGGAAGCUGACUUGUGGCUAUAAGCCGCCCUUGCUCAGUUCCUGUGGUUCCUAGAAAUGUUUUUGACUUGCUGCAGAAAUUCCUGUCUGCUACUUUACUAAACAGUAUUGUCCUGUGGGAAUCCACUCCUCUUCUCACUUGUGUACUUUUAAUUUAAAACUAUUUAAAAGAACUGAAGUUCCAGUUAUUGUAUAUUAUUUUUCUAAAAACCAAAUAAAACUAUCUAUGAAAAU